Molecule: messenger RNA, 2718 nt
Organism: Zophobas morio
Lineage: Eukaryota; Metazoa; Arthropoda; Insecta; Coleoptera; Tenebrionidae
Product: GATA-binding factor A-like
Exons: 5
Coding region: 239-1318 (359 amino acids)
Biological process (GO): cell fate commitment; negative regulation of transcription by RNA polymerase II; positive regulation of transcription by RNA polymerase II
Molecular function (GO): zinc ion binding; DNA-binding transcription factor activity, RNA polymerase II-specific; RNA polymerase II cis-regulatory region sequence-specific DNA binding
Source: RefSeq, a predicted model, not a curated record
GUGAAGGUUGAAAGCUUCAUCGUCGUCCGUUUAGCUUUCCAAACACUUUCAAUUAAGCUCGGAACUUCCCUAUUUUCGUUUCAUCAUAACAGUGAAUGACAUUUAGUGACAAGUUUUGUUGUUCUUAUUGUUUGUUUGUUCUUAGUUUAAGAAUUUUUGUGAAUUUGCCAUCGAUUUCAGCAGGAAUUGGCAACAGGGAUGACUAAGAAAUAAAAGCCCGUCGUCGCCUUCAACCAUAAUGUUCCACUCAAGCGGAGGCGGUGGAGGCUACAGCGACGGCAACGCAGGAUUUCAUCAGCAUCUACAACAAUCGCCUGUGUACGUUCCGAGCAGCAGAGCAGUUCCUCAGUAUCCCUCACCUGCAAGCGGACAUUUCGGUGCAGCUGCUCAUCAGAGUAGCUGGCCUCACGCUGGUGGAACUUACGGUGAAAUGGCAGCUCCUGCAGCACACACUUUAGGCACAUCUCCACAUGCUGGUGCUUUAUCAGCAGGACAGUUUUAUGCUCAAAACAUGAUGAUGAGUUCGUGGAGGGCUUACGAUGGAGCGGGUUUCCAAAGAACGUCACCAUAUGAUGGUGCAAUGGAGUUUCAGUUUGGCGAAGGACGAGAGUGCGUUAACUGUGGAGCCAUUUCGACGCCUCUGUGGCGUCGCGAUGGCACGGGACACUACUUGUGCAAUGCCUGUGGGCUGUAUCACAAAAUGAACGGCAUGAAUAGACCUCUAAUCAAACCUUCAAAACGACUGGAUUUUUCAUUUCAGACGGCAACCCGAAGGUUAGGCCUCUGCUGCACGAAUUGCGGAACGCGGACGACGACACUGUGGCGUCGGAACAACGACGGGGAGCCGGUCUGCAACGCCUGUGGGUUAUACUUCAAGCUACACGGCGUGAAUCGACCUUUAGCCAUGAGGAAGGACGGCAUUCAGACGCGCAAACGCAAACCAAAAAAGCCGAUUGGUGGGGAGCGUGAUGACAGUAGCUCCGCCUCGGUUGAAGAAAACAAAUCUUCAAUAGUCCAUCAGUCAGCACAACAACAUACGUCCCAGUCUCAACCAUCUCAGAAUCAUCACAAUCACCAAAUCGACAAAACGUCACCAGUAGAUCGUCCAUAUUUGGGCCAAACAUCUCUCCUACCUGCCACCAGUACAAGUGCCAUUAAAAGUGAACCAGGUUAUGAAUACAAUUGUAUACAAAAUCAGCCUACAUACCCCUAUCAACAAAUAUUUGGUUUUGCUGGAGCAACCAAUAACAGUGGGGAAGUUGCUUAUCACCACCAACAUCAUGUUACAGCAGCGGCUAAACUAAUGGCCUCAUCUUAGUCAACGCCAUUUAAUCGCAUUUAUAUAAACAGAUAAUGAUUUUACGACGGAUUUUGUGAUUGCUUAAAAGUAACUUUUUAUUGAAAUUUGUCGAAAUACUCAGGUUAAUACUGUUCGUUACAAAAUUCACGUAACGUAAUAACUAAUAAGAAUUGAAUUUGAAAAUUUUUAAACCAAAGGAUAAAAUCGUUUUAUUAUUAUUUUAGCAACUGAAGAUAUUGCAAGAAAACAAAAUCGUUGAGAAAUAACUACAUACAUUUCAUUAUUCAUGCAAUAUUGCAAGAACACGUCAUUAGUAGAUCAGUAAAACUUACUUGCCUGUAUUUAAGACUUUUCGUUAUUUUCGUGAUCACUAAAAACUUAGUGUAUUUAUUUUUGUGAUUGUAGAAGUAGUAUUUGUAUAUUUAUUUUAAAAUACUUGUUUAAAUUAUUAUACCUACACAAUAAUUGUCGUAAGCUUAGCUAUCUAUGAUUAAUAUAUGAUUUUUUUAAUUAUUUGUCAACUUUAAGAGCUAGGAAAUGUUUCGAAUCUGCAUUAUUUUCUCAUUUUUUCAAAUGUAACACAGUCAUUGCGAAAUGAUACAGAGUUGUUAUUUUUGAUUAGUUUUAAAUAGUGCCGAACGAUAUUAUUUUUAAACUGCUAGUCAAAAAUUACUUUUUUUUUCUUACUUUGGAUCAAUAUGAGAUUCAUUGGUAAAACGAAAACAGCUACCUAAACAAAGUUCUUAUAUUGUUUUUCAAAGUGAUUUGUUUUUUAAGAUUGUGCUGGCUCAAAACGAUUAAACUUGCAAGUAAUAUACCUACCUACUGUUGUGGAAGUACAAUAUUUUACAGUUUACAAUAAUAAACCAUAAUUUUUGACCUGCAGUUUUUAAAUAAACUAAACAUAAUCUGAUGUUAUUUAAAUUUCAGAAGUUGAGAGGAAAAAUAUUAAAGACAAGUAAAUAAACGUUUUUAUUUUUUUUUGUUACUAAAUGUAGAUCUUGUGAGACAUUACUAAAUGUAAAAAUGUUGUUAAAGUGCGUGCAAUGUUAUACACAGACUUGUUUCUUUCAAUGGUUAAACGUUAAUUCUACAAACAGUAGAAUAUUUAUAGAAUUAUUUAUAAUUUUUAUUUAAAAUUGUCAUGUGUUUAAAUUAUCAAAGCUCAUAUUGAGCAGUUUACAAGACUAUUUUACAAAUGUUAAGAUAAAUAAAAACAAUUACUCAGUACAUUUAUUAAAACCACACAUUAUAAUUUUACACCUCAUGCUGUAAAUAUCAACUGAUUUUUGUAGUAUGCCGUACUAAAAUACUUAACAAAAAUUGUAGUUUGCACCCCGCCCAAACAAAAUUUGUAAAUAUGUGCAGUAAUUUAAUGUUGUAGUAUUAAUGUGUAAAUACUAGUUUUAUUACCCAUU